CGCAAUAAAGGGAAGCGUGGAAGAAUCACGAAGGGCUAGCACUGAGCAUUAAGCUAGCUCUGGGUGGUUUAGGACUUUGUAUAUGAUUGUGGCAACACCACAGCUUGCACAAUGAGGCUAAAAAUCGGAUUUAUCCUCCGGAGUUUAUUAGUAAUCGGCACAUUUUUGGGGCUGGUGUUGCUCUGGUCCUCUCUGUCUCCAAAACCGGGGGAUGAAACCCCCUUCGGCAAAUUCGAAGCAAGAGACGCCCCGAACCCCGUCCCGAACCUUCCGAACGACGGCGGGGAUCAGUUCAAGGCCGUGGUGCCUUGGCCUCACGUAGAAGGAGUGGAGGUAGACCUGGAGGCCAUCAGGCAGAGGAACGGAGGAGACAAGCCCAACCUGAAGCUCAGACCUCAGGACCAGCAGAACAUCAUUCAGAAGCAGUACGUCACGUUUAAACCCCACACUAAUAUCUACUCGGACCCGGUUCUGCGCAGAGGGAGCCCGGGCAACUUCGAGCCCAAAGAGCCGGAGCCUCCAGGAGUCCCCGGAGGGCCGGGAGAGAGCAGCAAGCCGUUCGUUCUGGGACCCGAAUAUAAAGACUCGGUGCAGGACAGCAUUAAGGAGUUCGGAUUCAACAUGGUGGCCAGCGACAUGAUCUCACUGGACAGGAGCAUCAGUGACUUACGGCAUGAAGAGUGUAGAUAUUGGCACUACGAUGAGAACCUGUUGACCGGGAGUGUGGUGAUCGUGUUCCAUAACGAGGGCUGGUCCACUCUGAUGAGGACCGUACACAGCGUCAUCAAGAGGACGCCCCCCAAAUACCUCGCCGAGAUCGUCAUGAUCGACGACUUCAGCAACAAAGAGCACCUGAAGGGGAGGUUGGAGGAAUACAUUAAGCAGUGGAACGGCCUGGUCAAGCUCUUCCGCAAUGAAAAGAGAGAAGGAUUGAUCCAAGCUAGGAGCAUAGGAGCUCGCAAAGCCACUCUAGGACAGGUGUUAAUCUACCUAGAUGCUCAUUGCGAAGUGGGGAUAAACUGGUACGCUGCACUUGUGGCCCCCAUAUCCAAAGACCGAACGGUUUGCACAGUGCCUCUGAUAGAUUACAUAGACGGCAAUGAUUAUACGAUAGAGCCUCAGCAGGGCGGGGACGAGGACGGCCUGGCGCGAGGAGCCUGGGACUGGAGUCUGCUGUGGAAAAGAGUUCCGCUGAACAGCAAGGAGAAGAAGAAGAGAAAACAAAAGACCGAGCCUUAUCGCUCUCCUGCGAUGGCUGGUGGGCUGUUUGCAAUAGAACGAGAUUUCUUCUUCGAGCUGGGCCUUUAUGACCCUGGUCUCCAGAUCUGGGGUGGAGAGAAUUUCGAGAUAUCUUACAAGAUCUGGCAGUGUGGAGGGCAGCUACUGUUUACUCCCUGCUCUCGUGUGGGACACAUCUACCGUCUGAAGGGGUGGUCCGGAAACCCGCCCCCUGCUCAUGUAGGCUCCUCCCCCACACUUAAGAACUACGUGCGGGUGGUGGAGGUGUGGUGGGACGAGUAUAAGGAUUAUUUCUACGCCAGCCGACCCGAGACGCUCACCCUGGCUUACGGAGACAUCAGCCCUCUGAAGAAGUUCAGAGAAGAGCAUCGCUGCAAGAGCUUCAAGUGGUUCAUGGAGGAGGUCGCCUACGACAUCCCCAUCCACUACCCGCUGCCUCCGAAAAACGUGGAGUGGGGCGAGAUCCGUGGAUAUGAAACGAGUUACUGCAUUGACAGCAUGGGACACACCAACGGGGGAAAUGUGGAGAUCGGACCGUGCCACAGGAUGGGGGGGAAUCAGCUGUUCCGAAUAAACGAUGCGAAUCAGCUGAUGCAGUAUGACCAGUGCCUGACGAAGGGCUCGGACAACACCGUCAUCAUCACACACUGCAACCUGAAGGAAUUCACUGAGUGGAGGUACUUUAAGGAUCUGCACCGGUUCACACACACCCCCACAGGAAAAUGCUUAGACCGCUCGGACGUCUUGCACACGGUCUUCAUCUCCGACUGUGACCAUAGCAAGAGCAGUCAGAAAUGGGAAAUGAACAACAUCGUGGCCGUGUGAAGCCGACGCCGACGCCGAGGACGUCGCAGAUACAGAACUCGAAUCUCACUGACCUUCUCACUGACCUUCUCCUGCACCAGGGGUUAACAGUGUAAAUACCGCUGAUGGGAAAACUUUCCAUAUUUUUAUGUCAUCUCCAGUAACGAUAUUGCCAUCUUUAUUUUUAUAUGUAGAUAUUUUACUCCAUGGUGGAUGAUGUUUACAGGUGUUCAGCCUUCAGUGUUGUAAGAAGAUGCACACAAGUGAAGAUGACUGACAUAAUACCACUGUUUUUAAUUCCUCACUGCAACGUUAGACCGCUUCUUCGCUUUCUAUUCUACUCCGUGAGAACACUGGGCAUUUUUUAGGGUUUUUUUUUUUUCCUUUUUUUUUUUUUUUCCUUCUUCCAGAGAUCUCGUCACUCCAAUAUUCUGUUUUUUUUUUUUUUUUUUUUUCUUCACGACUUUAAAUCUGACUGCUGCUUUUUGUUCUGAUUUUACGAGGAAAAUCGGGGGACGGUGAAUAUAAUAAUACGGAAAGGGCUUACCAGGCUGAGGGGUAAUCAUGAAAAAUAAGGGGAUAUAUUUAUUUAUUUUUAUUUUUGAAAUAUUGCAUCGAUGUCUGCUUGGAAACAGGAAUGUUUAAUAAUAAUUAUGUGUGUGAAAUAUUUUGAUUUAAACGUAAGGCAAAUCACUGGAUAAGCGCUGUCCGUGGUGAAGGGCAUGUGACACGAGCAGAGAAAAAAAACAACCAUGUGCGCUAUUUUUUUGUACAAUGUAAAUACGAGCGUUUCUAAUUGAACAUUUUGAGAUGCAGCGGGCCUCGUAAUGAAGGUGUACAUAUCUAACGUGUAAAAUGAUCAGCACUGUUUUGGCAAGAGAAUAAAUCGAACCUUUUUACCACUCGUCGUGUAAAUAGAUACGGGUCCGUUAUUGGGACGGACUCGGAUUUUAAGUAAGUGGGAAUGAAUGCUUAAUGGGGCAGUGCUUCCGGUCCGAAUGUUUGACACGCCUACUGGAAUAACAGCUAAUUAAUAGCGGUUAUAGAGCCAGGGUCACCUUCCAGUACAAUUAAGAUGUUUCAGUUGAAUUUAAUAUGUACAUUUAAUAUGUAUUUAGUUAUUAGCAUGUUCACCUCACGCCUCCAGGGUGUGGGGGUUUGAAUCCUGCCGCAGUCCUGUGUGUGUGUGUGUGUGUGUGUGUGUGUGUGUGUGUGUGUGUGUGUGUGUGUGUGCGCAGAGUUUGCAUGUUCUCCCCGUGCUGCGGGGGUUUCCUCUGGGUACUCCGGUUUCCUCCCCCAGUCCAAAGACAUGCAUGAUAGUCUGAUUGGCGUGUCUAAAGUGUCCGUAGUGUAUGAAUGGGUGUGUGAGUGUGUAUGUGAUUGUGCCCUGCGAUGGAUUGGCACUCUGUCCAGGGUGUACCCCGCCUUGUGCCCCAUGCUCCCUGGGAUAGGCUCCAGGUUUCCCUUGACCCUGAAAAGGAUAAGCGGUGUAGAAGAUGGAUGGAUGUUCAUUUUCUUAUAUAUUAAUUUUACGGACCCAGAGCCUUAACCGCUAAGCCACCACUGCCCCCGGUAUAUAUUUGAAGUGUGGACACUUUCUGGCAUAUAUAGCGCCUUUUUUAACCACCCCCCCCCCCUCCCUUUUUUUUUUUCUCUUUUCUACAAAGAGCUUUACACUGUAUCUCAUUCACAUUCUCACUCUCACACACACACUAAUGGCAGCUCUGCAAUGCAAGGCGCUAGGCUGCGAUCCAGAGCAACUUUGGGGUUCAGUGUCCUGCCCAAGGACACUUCGGUAUGUGGAGUCAUGUGGGAUGGGAAUCAAACCACCAACCCUACGAUUAGUGGACGACCCGCUCUACCACCUGAUCCACAGCCGCCCCUUUCUCAGUUAAUAUUGCCCACAACCCCCUGCACCAGGGAGGGGGAGUUUUGUGACCGUUUGCGAGUGAGUGUAACAGACACGGUGGACGAGUGUGACAGUGGUGUAAGUGUAAGACCUGAAAUGUUAAGCACUAAUCAAAUGGUUGGAUGUUGCAUAACACGUUUAUCUUGCAGGGUCGAAGAGAUGGAUGAAGACGAAGAGCCCGAGCAGCAUGUUCUCUUCUGUUACAUGACGUCUUAGAAUGUCCCAGUACUUGUAUACUCUUUUUGUGAACGGAAAAAUACAUAGAGUGCAGAAUGUGAAGAAGGGGAAAGGAAGAAAAAAAACAAGAGUACGUACUUUUAGUGUAAGAAGGCGAAUUGGGAUGCAGCACAUCUUUAUGGAAGGCUCAUAUAUGGGUGUGAUGGUCAGAUGUCCGCAAACUUUUGAGCAUGCAGUGUACAUAGAGUAGGUAAGAAUAUCUCUGAAGGUUUCUCGUACAGCUUCAGAAGCACCGUUCUCUAACACACCUGCUGAAGGAGGUCUGUACUGCUGAGAGCAAUCCAGUGUUCAGAUAGUAUCUGGUCAGAAGGCAUAGCUUUUUAUUAUUUCUGAACAUAUUUUUCUGAAGAAAUUAUUUAUUGCUAAAGAAAAUCAGCGCUUCAUUCAAUUUGGCUUCAUUUAUAGGGUUCUUCGAGUGCUCCUCUGGAGGGGGAUCCCUAAAGGUUUUAUAUAAGAAGCCCAAGAACUGGUAGCUCGGUGUUUAAGACUUGGACAAUUGAUCGGAAAGUUGAGAGUUCAAAUCGCAGCACCACCAAGCUGCCACUGCUGGGCCCUUGACCCUCAACUGCUCAGUUGUGUAUAAAAUGAGGUAAAAUGUAAAUCACUCUGGAUUAAGGGCAUCUGUCAAAUGCUGUAAAUGGAAGAACUCACCAUCUUUUUUUUUUUUCCCUAAGAGUGUACAUGAGUACUAGAGUUAUUGAAGAUUGGAUUCAAGUGAGCAGUCAAAAAGUCCUGUAAUUUAACUCGUAUAAAUAUAACUUUUUAAAUAUAUAUUUUGUAAACUGUGGAGUCCCUGGUUAUGCUUUUUGCAUACCUCCAAUCCCUAGACCCCCACUUCAAGAACUACGGGGUACGGUCUAGUCAACUAGGUCAACUUGAGAAUGGCAUUGCAUAUAACUUUAUCAAAUACUGCAUUAGGAGUGGUUUCAUGUAGAUUUCCCAGACCUGGUCCUGGAGAACCCUCUGCCUGCACACACUAAUAUUUCCCCACAUGGAGGUUUCAGUUGU
Ictalurus furcatus (blue catfish) is the source of this 5197-nucleotide messenger RNA. It is a transcript of the gene galnt7, whose product is annotated as UDP-N-acetyl-alpha-D-galactosamine: polypeptide N-acetylgalactosaminyltransferase 7. The transcript has 12 exons. Bases 112 to 2064 code for a protein of 650 amino acids. NCBI's taxonomy places the organism in Eukaryota, Metazoa, Chordata, Actinopteri, Siluriformes, Ictaluridae. Gene Ontology annotation, cellular component: Golgi apparatus. The record is from RefSeq and is a predicted model, not a curated record.